Molecule: messenger RNA, 369 nt
Organism: Lathyrus sativus (Indian pea)
Lineage: Eukaryota; Viridiplantae; Streptophyta; Magnoliopsida; Fabales; Fabaceae
Source: the annotation of a GenBank genome assembly
AUGGAUACUAGUAGCAUUCAAGAAGUGAAGAACUUGUCUGGUUUUGAAGAGGGUCUUCUUCCUUUGAAAUAUUUAGGAGUGCCUCUAACUUGUAAAAAGCUGAGCUUGAAUCAUUAUUUGCCUUUGGUGGAUAAGAUUUUAGGCAGAAUGAAGCAUUGGUCUGCUAAGUUGUUGAGUAUAGCAGGAGUCAUUCACAAGAUAAAUGCAAUGUGUAGGACUUUUAUUUGGUCUGGUAAGUUUGAUAAGAGCAGGAAAAGCCUUGUUGCUUGGUCUAAGGUCUAUAGGUCUACCAUCCAAGGGGGUCUGAAUAUGCUUAAUCUUGAGAAAUGGAACAAAGUGAUCCUGCUGAAAUGUCUGUGGAAUAUUUGA